CUCCAAUUCACAAGCUUCGGGCCAAAGAUAGAGCGAGAUCAAUUCCUUGCACCAAAACUGAGACAAGCACGACAAGGUUCAUCGUUGCGUCAAUCAUCAGGGCAACCUCCUCCUCGAACGCGCCCAACACACGCGACCAGCACCUUGACGGCGAUACGAGCUCACAGUUACUUCCAUUGGAAAUGGCUUCAGACAAGCAAGCUCCUGCUGGAGCAGCAGCAACAAACCAACCUCAAGGAUCCGCAUUCUCCCUCCCGCUCCUCUACCGCCUCUUCUUCCUCCUCAUCGAACCUCUCUCCGCCCUGCUCGGCGCAUAUUACGCCUACUUCGACAAGAAGGCCUACCUAGAGCUCACGCAUGCCGCCUCGGCUCCUGAGACGAUUCCGCUGGGGACGUCCAUCGUGCUCUCCCAACUCGCCAACCUGUAUUUCUUCUUCGCCAUCAACGAAGCCCUCGUGCUGCGGUCAACCUCGGACAUCCGCGUCUGGAAGACCGUGCUCUUCUGUCUGUUGAUUGGCGACAUCGGACAUCUCUACACGGUUCGCGAGUUGGGAUUGAACAUCUACUGGAGUCCGUCAACGUGGAAUGCGAUCGACUGGGGCAACAUCCCGUUUGUCUAUCUUGGCGCGUCGAUGAGGAUUGCGUUUCUCGCCGAUAUGGGCUUGUAUAAGUCGGGGAAGAGGUUGCAGAAGAAGAGGACGGCUUGAUCGGCGGGUGAUAGGAAUUGUGGUCAAAUAAAAGGCCAGAUAACGGGCUGAACAACAGCAACAACUGAAGCGAUUCAGAGAUUUUGGGUAUCAAAGAGUCGGAUCGUCAUACAUAUAUGCCACGAACCAAUUUUGAUGAAGCUUCCGUAAGCUUUUAGAGUGCCCUUCUGUUGCUGCCGUGAAAAGGCGCGCCUGUACGACUUCAACGGUCGUCAAGGUCAGCAAGGUCAGCAACAAGGUCAGCAAAAGAGGUUGUUGCUUCGCCGUGCCAUCAGCAACCCCCACGCGACGAUAUGAUUCGUGGAUAAAUAGAGUUACACCCUGAACCCCUAGCUUCCUCUCCCCG
This is a messenger RNA of Neurospora tetraspora, 1053 nucleotides long. RefSeq lists its product as uncharacterized. Lineage: Eukaryota; Fungi; Ascomycota; Sordariomycetes; Sordariales; Sordariaceae. Bases 183 to 707 code for a protein of 174 amino acids. The transcript has a single exon. The record is from RefSeq and is a predicted model, not a curated record.